Molecule: messenger RNA, 1044 nt
Organism: Drosophila arizonae
Lineage: Eukaryota; Metazoa; Arthropoda; Insecta; Diptera; Drosophilidae
Gene: sro
Product: SDR family oxidoreductase shroud
Biological process (GO): steroid metabolic process
Cellular component (GO): intracellular membrane-bounded organelle
Molecular function (GO): oxidoreductase activity
Source: RefSeq, a predicted model, not a curated record
UUUAUCUGGAACCGCCGAUAUGGGCAGCCGCAAUCAACUGCUGAGCGCCCUGAAGCGCUGCCUGGGCAUGGGUCGACGCCAGCUGAGCGUUGGGCCACAUCAAGUGGUGCUGGUGACGGGCUGCGACUCGGGCUUGGGCCACUCUCUGGCUGUCUACUGCUAUAGGGCGCUGCAUAUGACAGUCAUCUCCUGCUGCCACAACUUGGAAUCGCAGGGCGCCCAGCUGCUGCAGCAGAUGAGCAGCGAGAAUGAGCGACGACGCAUGCACACCUGGCAGCUAGAUCUGCUGGAGCCGGAGUCUAUAGUGCAGCUACAUGCCAAACUUGAGCAGCUCUUGGCCAGCUCGGACUGCCAGCUGAUGGCGCUGGUCAACAAUGCGGGCGUCAUGUGCUUCGGCGAAUUCGAAUGGCAGCUGCCGGCGCAAAUCGAGCAUCAGCUCAACUGCAAUCUGCUGGGCACCAUGCGUCUGACCAGGCAACUGUUGCCGCUGCUGCGCCAGCAGCGAGCGCGCAUCAUCAACGUGACUAGCCACUGUGGCUUCCAGGCGCUGCCCGCUCUGGCACCGUAUGCUGCCACUAAGGCCGCGCUGCGGGUUUGGAACGAUGCACUGCGCAUCGAGCUGCAGCCGCAUGGCAUGGAGGUGAUCAACUUUGUGCCCGGUUCCUUUGUGCUGGAGAGCAACAUCGCCGCACGCCAGCAACAGCAGGCACAGCAGCAGUUGGAGGCAUUCAGCGCGGAGCAGCUGGCCUACUAUGGAAGCUACUUCAAGGUAUUCCACGAGUACCUGAGCAUGCUGAGCGGAUUCAAGAAACCCAAUCAGCUCCAGGACGAGGCACUGCUGGCGAAGUUCAAGGAUGCGCUGACUAAUGCUCAGCCGAAGACGCUGUACAUACACGAGCCCUGGCGCUAUAAGGUCUACCGUUGGCUCUUCAAGCUGACGCCAACUCCCUUGACGGAUUGGCUGGUGCUCCGGUUCUGUGCCAUGCCCAGCUUCGAGUCCGCGCAGCGCAGUUAGGUUUAAAUAGUUUAUUAUUCCUAGUAAUA